Molecule: messenger RNA, 366 nt
Organism: Rasamsonia emersonii CBS 393.64
Lineage: Eukaryota; Fungi; Ascomycota; Eurotiomycetes; Eurotiales; Trichocomaceae
Exons: 1
Source: RefSeq, a predicted model, not a curated record
CAUCUGCCUUUAAUGUCCGAGAUUGAAGUAUUUGUUGCCGUGCAUGAUAGUUCAGAUCUUAGUAGAGAGCGCCAUGCCAGCAUCUGGAUUUCCAAAGACAAUAGCUUCGAUGGCUUCCAUGUGACAAAUAAAUUUGGUUCUGAUUUGACAUUCCAAUGCUUACGGCGUGGGCGUGAUCCCCGGACUACAAAUAUGAGAUUAGUAACCAUGGAACGCUUUGCCACAAUCUCUGAGGAAGGAUAUUCAAAACUACAGCGUAUUCUAAGCAUGGUACCUAUUAAAAAUAGCAACAAUAAUUGGAACUGUCAGGAUUGGGUCAAAGACACUUUAUCGAAUGGAAAAGGAAGGUAUUAUCAACAAGACUGA